GAUGUACGCCGAAAUUGAGCUCAAGGUUUCUGACCCUGUUGUUAGAUUCUGUGAAACGGUCGUAGAAACUUCGGCAUUAAAAUGCUUUGCAGAAACUCCAAAUAAAAAAAAUAAGUUGACCAUGAUAGCCGAGCCUUUAGAGAAAGGCAUUGCUGAAGAUAUUGAAGCUGGUAAAGUGAACAUCAAGUGGCCAGUAAAAGAUAUUGCAAAAAUAUUUGAAGAGAAAUACGCGUGGGAUCCCUUGGCGUCACGAUCAAUAUGGGCGUUUGGACCUGAUGAAAAUGGACCAAAUAUCUUGAUCGAUGAUACUUUACCCACUGAGGUCGACAAAAAUUUAUUAAGUAGUAUUAGGGAUUCAAUACGCCAAGGUUUUCAAUGGGGUACACGUGAAGGACCAUUAUGCGAUGAACCCAUACGCAACGUAAAGUUUAGGAUAUUGGACUCUGUCGUAGCACCAGAACCAAUAUAUCGAGGUGGCGGUCAGAUAAUUCCCACUGCACGACGCGUUUGUUAUUCUUCAUUUCUUGCGGCUACACCCAGAUUGAUGGAACCUGUGUAUUAUGUUGAAAUUCAAGCACCAGCUGACUGUGUGUCAGCCGUAUAUACAGUUUUGGCACGACGCAGAGGACAUGUAACUCAAGAUAUACCCAAAGCCGGAUCGCCAUUGUAUACAGUCAAGGCUUACAUUCCUGUUAUAGAAGCAAAUGGCUUUGAGACGGACAUGAGAACUCAUACACAAGGACAAGCGUUCUGUCAACAGAUAUUUGAUCAUUGGCAGAUCGUCCCUGGUGAUCCAUUGGAUAAAAGUAUAGUUCUUCGCCCCUUAGAACCCAGUCCAGCUCAACAUUUAGCGAGAGAUUUUAUGGUCAAGACCCGAAGAAGAAAAGGAUUAUCCGAGGAUGUCUCAGUCAAUAAGUUUUUCGAUGAUCCAUUGUUGUUGGCUAUCGCACAAUCAGACGUUCUGGGAGGAUAUACACUUUCUUAA
Molecule: messenger RNA, 985 nt
Organism: Acaulospora morrowiae
Lineage: Eukaryota; Fungi; Glomeromycota; Glomeromycetes; Diversisporales; Acaulosporaceae
Source: the annotation of a GenBank genome assembly